AUGUCGCUCAAUCCAUUAUCUGUGAUCUUGAAAGAAAACAAACUCGAGGGGCCAAACUAUGUAGACUGGAAACGUAAUUUGGAUAUUGUUCUCAUCGCUGAUGAUUAUAAGUUUGUGCUUGAAACUGAUUGCCCCGAAAAACCUGUUGGUACUUCUGCGGAAGAUAAGGCCAUGUACAAUAAGUGGAUAAAGGCAAAUGAGAUGGCGAAGUGCUAUAUUUUGGUUUCUAUGUCAAAUGUACUUCAACAUCAACAUCAUUCCUACGAAUCCGCUUUUGAGAUCAUGGAGAACCUUAAAUCUCUUUUUGGGACUCAGAGUCGAUCUGCUAGAUCUCUAGUGAUUAGGAGUCUCAUGAAUAAGACGAUGAAGGAGGGCACGCCAGUUAGGGACGAUGUCCUUGAAAUGAUGCGCCAUCUCAAUCAAAUUGAGGUCUUGGGAGGAUCAAUAGAUCCAGAUUUUCAAGUAGACAUAAUACUCCAAAGUCUUCCGGCAAGUUUUCAACAGUUCAAAGUCAACUAUGAGAUGACUAAGCAAGACCUUAACUUGGCUGAACUUCUAAGCAAGCUAUGUUGGUUGACCGCGCCUCCAGUUCCAAAGUCACUAGACCUAGGAAGGAUGGCAAGGCGGAGCAGGGAUUGA
This is a messenger RNA of Salvia hispanica, 639 nucleotides long. Lineage: Eukaryota; Viridiplantae; Streptophyta; Magnoliopsida; Lamiales; Lamiaceae. The record is from RefSeq and is a predicted model, not a curated record.